This is a messenger RNA of Coffea eugenioides, 2209 nucleotides long. RefSeq lists its product as uncharacterized. The coding region runs from base 23 to 2026 and encodes 667 amino acids. The record is from RefSeq and is a predicted model, not a curated record. NCBI's taxonomy places the organism in Eukaryota, Viridiplantae, Streptophyta, Magnoliopsida, Gentianales, Rubiaceae. The transcript has a single exon.
CCAACAAAGCCCCCAAUCAACCAUGCCUGCCGCCUUGCGCCUCCUUGGUCCACCGGAGCUCCGCCAUGCACAAUCGUCGGUCUCCUCCUCGGACGGCGUCGAAACCGCCAACUCAGCCAGUGUUAUGUCUCCAGAAAACCCUUUUAAAUUCCCUACUGAAAACCAGAAUCCAACCCCACAGGGUCUAAUCGACAUGAUCAACACCCAGUACAAAGACCUAAAUAUUGAUCGUCAUCCAUUUAUGGGUUUUACUGAGAAUAUGUCCCCAACCUUUCUCUCUUCUGGAAACCCAUGUUUGGAUUUCUUUUUCCAUGUGGUCCCCGACACCAAGCCGGAAGAUCUGAUCGGACGGCUUCAAUUGGCCUGGGCACAUAACCCGUUGACCACCUUGAAAUUGAUUUGUAAUCUCAGGGGUGUUAGGGGAACUGGGAAAUCUGAUAAGGAAGGAUUUUACAUGGCAACUUACUGGCUCCAUUGCUUUCAUCCUAAAACUUUGGCUUGUAAUCUGAGGGCCAUUGCUGAGUUUGGUUACUUUAAGGAUUUCUUUGAAAUUCUUUAUAGGAUUCUAGAAGGACCUUUGAUUAGAAAGAUUGAGAAACAUGAGAGGAUGAUGGUGAAAAGAAGGGAAAAUGAUGUGGAAAGUAUGGGGAUGUAUUGUGGGAGAAGAGGGGGAAGAUUCAGGAGGGGUAAUCGAAAUAGGACUCAGAAAGAAAAGGAGGAGAAAAAGGAGAAAAAAGGUAAGACUCAGGAGGAGAUUAAAGAGGAGCAAGAAAAUGCAAGGGUUUUGAGGAGGGAAAAGGAGUUUAUCAAAGCGAAAAAGGGUUUGGAGAAGUAUAAUGCUGAUGAAAAAUAUAGGCUCUUGCAUGAUACAAUCUCUGAUUUCUUUGCUGAGCUUUUGAGGGCCGAUUUUGAGAAUUUGAAUGCAGGGAAACUUGGUAACAUUAGCUUGGCUGCUAAAUGGUGUCCGACUGUUGAUUCUUCUUAUGAUAAGGCCACUCUGACGUGUGAAAGUAUUGCUAGAAGAAUGUAUCCCAAGGAAAAGUUUCCGGAGUAUGAAGGAAUUGAGGAGAGUCACUAUGCUUAUAGGGUGAGGGAUAGGUUGAGGAAAGAAGUGCUUGUACCACUGCAUAAGGCAUUGGAAUUGCCUGAGGUGUAUAUGAGCGCAAACCAAUGGAAUUCGCUUCCAUACAAAAGGGUUGCCUCCGUGGCGAUGAAGAACUACACGAAGGUGUUUUUUAAGCAUGAUGAGGAAAGGUUUAAGGGAUAUCUUGAGGAUGUGAAGAGUGGAAAGGCGAAAAUCGCCGCUGGUGCAUUGCUUCCCCAUGAGAUUAUUGGGGCUUUGGAAGAUGGGGUUGGUGGGGAAGUCGCGGAGCUUCAGUGGAAAAGAUUGGUUGAUGAUAUGGUUAAGAAGGGGAAAUUGAGUAAUUGUAUAGCUGUUUGUGAUGUUUCUGGUAGCAUGUAUGGGAUACCAAUGGAGGUGUCUGUGGCCUUAGGAGUAUUAGUAUCAGAAUUGAGUGAAGAACCAUGGAAAGGUAAAUUGAUCACAUUCAGUGACGAUCCUCAACUUCAGAAGGUGGAGGGAGAGACCCUUCUAGAGAAGACUAAGUUUGUGAGAGAGAUGGACUGGGGUGGGAGCACAAAUUUUCAGGGAGUAUUUGAUAGGAUUUUGGAGGUUGCAGUUGAGGGAAAACUGAGUCAGGAACAGUUGAUUAAGAGAGUGUUUGUAUUUAGUGAUAUGGAGUUUAAUGAAGCAUCAAUGAAUCCUUGGGAGACGGAUUAUCAAGCCAUACAGAGGAAAUUCAGGGAAAAUGGCUACCAGAAUGUGCCAGAGGUUGUGUUUUGGAACCUUAGAGAUUCAAGGUCCACCCCAGUUUUGGCCAAUCAGAGUGGUGUGGCGCUAGUGAGUGGCUUUUCCAAGAAUCUGUUGACUAUGUUUCUGGAGGGCGGUGGAGUGGUGAACCCUGAAGAGGUCAUGGAGCUGGCUAUUGCUGGUGAAGAAUACAAGAAACUAGCUGUUUUUGAUUGACAUGUUGAAUUUAACUUAUAAAUUAGUUUGAUUUUGCCUUUGUUGUAGCUGCCUGAUGGCCUUGUCUUGUGGUUGGUACUUAGAUAAUUGUUAACAACUUACGGGAGGCUUUGGUUAUGGUUAUCUUUGGAGCUGUUCUCAACUUCUCAAUGAAAAUGCAAAUUUAUAUGGUUUUCCAUUGUA